Molecule: messenger RNA, 454 nt
Organism: Paramecium sonneborni
Lineage: Eukaryota; Ciliophora; Oligohymenophorea; Peniculida; Parameciidae
Source: the annotation of a GenBank genome assembly
AAUUGGAUAUGGUAUACGGUCGUCUAAUCUAUAAUAAUAUUAAAGACUACACUCCUCAAUGGUUCAAAACUAUACCUUACUAAUAAACAGUAAAACCAUCUUUCAGUACAGAAUAAGAAUUAUAAUAGUCAGAUAACCUUAAGUAGUAUCUCGUUUGAAUAGUGAUCCAAAAGUAAAAGCCUUUUGGAGAUUUCUUGGUAGAAAUGUUGCUGAUAAUCCUUGGGCUUGGUAAGUCUACAUUUUUGCAAGUAAAUCAUUAAAUAAAUAAACAGAUUCCUUUGCAAUAUUUUGUCUAUGCUAUUAUCCAUGGCUUUGGGUAUAUCAAUACAAUAAUAAGAGGGUAAAUUUUUAAUCACUUAAAUUAGCGUACUAUUGAUUACGCACUUCAAUAAGAAAAAGAAUGGAAGGCCAAAUAAGCAGUAGAAGAAUGAAAAUAAUAUAUUAUUAUGCAAAC